Molecule: messenger RNA, 1230 nt
Organism: Nerophis lumbriciformis (worm pipefish)
Lineage: Eukaryota; Metazoa; Chordata; Actinopteri; Syngnathiformes; Syngnathidae
Source: RefSeq, a predicted model, not a curated record
AUGAAAAGGUUCAAGAGAAAGAAACUAAGUGGGACGAAUCAUGUACCUGUCACGAGAGAUGUGGACUGUGGGAAGCAACAGAAGUUAGUUGAGAUUCACCAAGCGUUAAACAGUGAUCCAGUGGACAUUGAGACCUUGAGAAGGGCCACGACCACUAAAGGAGGACUGCUUACAAAUGAACUUCGCAGGAAAGUGUGGCCCAAACUGCUCAACAUCAAUGCCUACGAUUUGCCAUAUAAGCCUGGGAAAGAUGGAAGGGAGAACCACAAGGACUACAACCAGGUGGUGCUGGAUGUCAGCAGAUCUAUGAAGCGCUUUCCGAAAGGUAUGCCUCCUCCUGAGCGAGCCGUGCUUCAGGAACAGCUUGUGGACAUCAUCUUGGAGGUUUUGAGGUGUAACCCGCAGCUUAACUACUACCAGGGCUACCACGAUGUGGCUGUCACACUGCUGCUUGUUGUAGGGGAGCGUAUGGCCAUUGCUAUGUUGCACACCUUAUCCAAAUAUCAUCUCAGGGAUUUCAUGGAUCCAACAAUGGACAGCACCAAGCAUAUUUUAAACUACCUGAUGCCUUUAGUAGAAGAAGUGGACAAAGAACUGCACGAUUUCUUGAUCAGAGCUGAGGUGGGAACCAUCUUUGCCCUCUCCUGGCUCAUCACGUGGUAUGGACACGUCCUUUCUGAGUUCAAACACACACUCAGACUCUACGACUUCUUCUUGGCUUCACACCCAAUGAUGCCCAUCUACCUCGCUGCUACAAUCGUGUUGCACAGAGAGAAGGAAGUAAAGCAAACGGAAUGCGAUAUGGCCAUGGUGCACCACCUCCUCUCGCGAAUUCCCCAAGAUCUCCCGUAUGAACUCCUGAUUGGCCAGUCGCAAGACCUGUUUCAAUGUUACCCUCCCGCCUUGCUGGCUAAACGAGUAGCGAUGCACCCUCGGAAAAGCUUGUCUAUAAGUACCUUCAAGGCCUUUCAGCUCUCGACACUCCAACAGAGACCGGAUUCGGUUCUUCAGCGUCUCACCAAAGCUCAGACAUCUACUACUUCCAAACGAGCUCGCCAAUCCGGCCUGGACGUGGCUUUGCCUGAGGACGGAGGCCAGCGAUGGGGGAAGGGGAGCAGGAUGGUGAAGAUGGCGGUCUGGGGGCUGUCGGCCACGCUGGGGGCGGCCGUGUUCGCCGUGGCCCAGACGGCCAUGGAUUGGGUGCCUGAUGUAGUGCAGCAACUCUUCUGA